Molecule: messenger RNA, 2787 nt
Organism: Tachysurus vachellii
Lineage: Eukaryota; Metazoa; Chordata; Actinopteri; Siluriformes; Bagridae
Gene: pfkfb3
Product: 6-phosphofructo-2-kinase/fructose-2,6-biphosphatase 3
Exons: 15
Coding region: 126-1703 (525 amino acids)
Biological process (GO): fructose metabolic process; fructose 2,6-bisphosphate metabolic process
Cellular component (GO): cytosol
Molecular function (GO): fructose-2,6-bisphosphate 2-phosphatase activity; 6-phosphofructo-2-kinase activity; ATP binding
Source: RefSeq, a predicted model, not a curated record
GUGAGCGAGUUAAAAGAGGAAGAAAAAGAGGAAGACGGUGUAGAAAUACGGUGUAGAAAUACGAGCAGAGCGGUGCUUUCUGUCGUCUCUUACGUUACUGGACUUGUUGAAAGUUUGUUUACGUGAUGACAAGAGAACUAACACAGACUAGGAUCCAAAAGAUCUGGGUUCCAUCCAGGGAUGAGAAACAAGCAGUGCCUCGUAAAUCUAGUGGAGGUCCCGCUUUGGCCAACUCCCCGUUAGUCAUAGUGAUGGUUGGUCUGCCUGCCAGGGGCAAAACAUACAUGUCUAGGAAACUUACUCGCUACCUCAACUGGAUCGGCAUCCCAACCAAAGUCUUUAAUGUUGGCGAGUAUCGCAGAGAGACAGUAAAGAACUACAGCUCAUACGACUUCUUCAAAUCAGACAACACGGAGGCAGUCAAAAUACGAGAACAAUGUGCCUUAACUGCUCUCCAAGAUGUCAAGAUGUACCUCACUGAGCUGGGUGGUCAAGUUGCAGUUUUCGAUGCUACAAACACCACCAGAGAAAGAAGAGACAUGAUCCUGGAGUUCGGUGCUGAGAAUAGCUUUAAGAUCUUCUUCAUUGAGUCUGUAUGCGAUGACCCAAAUGUCAUUGCAACGAACAUCAUGGAAGUGAAGGUCUCCUGUCCUGACUACCAAGACUGUAACAAAACAGACGCCGUGGAAGAUUUUCAAAAGCGGAUCGAGUGUUACAGGGCAAACUAUCAGCCUCUGGAUCCUGAUGAUUUUGACAGGAACUUGUCCUUCAUCAAGGUGAUCGACGUGGGCCGCAGAUUCCUAGUGAACUGCAUCAAAGAUCACAUCCAGAGCCGCAUCGUCUACUACCUAAUGAACAUCCACGUCCAACCACGCUCUAUCUACCUGUGUAGACAUGGUGAGAGUCAACACAACCUGCAGGGCCGACUGGGAGGAGACUCGGGCCUCUCUACACGUGGCAGAAAGUUUGCUGGAGCUCUGGCCAAGUUUGUCUCAGAGCAGGAUCUGAAGAACCUUAAGGUAUGGACAAGCCAACUAAGGCGAAGCAUUCAGACAGCAGAGGCACUGAACAUCCCGUACGAGCAAUGGAAAGCCCUGAACGAGAUCGACGCAGGUGUGUGUGAAGAAAUGACCUAUGAAGAAAUACGGGAGAGAUACCCAGAAGAGUUCGCUCUCAGAGACCAGGACAAGUAUUAUUACCGCUACCCCACUGGGGAGUCCUACCAGGACCUGGUGCAGCGUGUAGAGCCAGUGAUCAUGGCGCUUGAGAGGCAGGAGAACGUUCUAGUCAUCUGUCACCAAGCUGUCAUGCGCUGCCUCCUUGCCUACUUUCUAGACAAGAGUGCUGAUGAGAUGCCGUACCUAAAGUGUCCACUCCACACCAUAUUGAAGCUGACUCCAGUGGCUUAUGGAUGUAAAGUAGAGUCCAUCUCAUUAAAUGUUGAAGCAGUAAACACACACCGGGACAGACCUGAGGAGAUAAAGGGAAGUCAAGGCACGUUAAUUAGGAGGAACAGCGUGACUCCUCUCACAAGUCAUGAACCCACCAAGAAGCCUCGUAUCGAUAGCCUAGAUGACACCGCCAUCCCUGAACUGGCUCCAGCACCGAUGAGCUUCUGUGCCAGUGCAAACAACUCCCUUGCUCUGUCCACACAGGACCUGAAACAUCACAUCACUGAGAAACAGGCCCAGCUCUGUCAGUGAGGUGGAUGAUGUCGCAUGACGUCGCAUUGCUUUGAUGACAUUCUGAUGGGAAUUGAAAGUAACUUGCAGUGUAGGACAAUCUGAGUCUCUCCAUGCAAGGACAAGGACAAAAAAUGGGCACUGAGGGACUUUAACACUCAAAGGGGAAUUAUGAAGCACCUGUGUGUAUGUAUGUGUGUGUUGUUGUGUGUAUGUUUCUAAAGCACACUGCCUCAUAGAUACAAAGUUCUUUACAUAUCUUUUUACUGUCUUAUGAUAAUGGUUAUUAAUUCCUGAGUAAUGCUGCUGGCUUUAGGGAAACUAAUUUGUUAUUAAUGUUAUAGUUGUGUUCAACAAAUGUAUGUUUAAUAAUGUGGGAACAUUUCUGUGAUGAAAGAGGUGUACGUAUGAUUUCCAUGUUGCUAGUUGUUAACUGGAAUCCGUUUGUCUUGACAGCGUAUUUAUGAUUGUUUAUUGCAAUGAAAAGGAGGUGACUUUUGUUUUGUUUUUUUAAUAACUUGAAGUGUGACUGAACAAAUUCCAUAGUGCCUAGUGCUUCGGCUUUCAGGCCGACAAUGCUUUCCGGGUCUAAUGAUCGACGAUCAUACUAUUUUCCUAUGUUUCUAAGGAGAAAGUGUCACAUAUGUAAUUUCCAUAUGCAGUUCAUGUAAACCAAAUGUUUACUGUUUGAAUUCCAUUGACCUCUUUAUAUAUUUCAUAGGCAAAAACAAGCUUUACUAUUUACUAUGUCAGGCAAGUAUUAUGUGUAGAAUUUAGUGAAGAUUUCAAUGCACUUUGAGGAGCCGUGGUUAGGCCCAAAUGCUAGUUAUAUAAACCUAACACAGUGUUGGUGCAAUGUACUUUAUUGCUCUUAAACACAGUAAGAGGUACUAUUUUCUUUUUGCUUUGGACUUGAAUACUGUGUUUUGUAAUGCUGUAUUUUUUUUUUCUGUUAAACUAUUUAUUUUUUAAAUACAACUUACAUUUGUAUUUUGAAUAUAAAGCACCCUUGUUGAGAUUUCUGCCAUACUUGCAUGUCUCUUUAACACAAUGUUAGAUAAGGGAAAAAAUGUAUUUGAUAGACUAAUAAAUAACCUGAAGGAAA